AUGAAAGUCACAAUCAGAUUAUCUACCGAAUCAUCCUUCCAAGUCACCGUUCCCGACAAUUCAACAGUUGAAGAUUUGAGAAACAGUGUCAAAGUGGCAUCACCUACAUCACUUCCCAAGGAGUUCAAAUUGAUUUAUAAUGGGCAGAAGCUACAACCCUACAACGAAUCUUUAUCUUCAUUGGGCAUGAAACCCGAGAAUGAAUCUAUACAAGUUAUAUUGAUGGCACAAAGUACUGACACACCACCAAUAUCGCCGCAAGUUUCUUCCAGCAAUCUUGCUGCAUCGACGGCAACCACGAGCAAUAGCACUGCCGCUUCAUCAACCAUAAAGAAGACAAAGAAAAAGAACAAGUGUUCUUUUAAAUCUUGCAAUUCAACGCCUUUGAGGAUGGUGGGCACUUGUUCACAUUGCCAAGGUAAAUUCUGCGCUAAGCACAGGUUAUUAGAGGACCACAUGUGUCUCGGUCUACAAUAUUGUAAAGAUGAUGCUCAUGAGACCAAUGCUAUGAAGUUACAAAACGAGAGCACCAUUGCCAGCAGAGUUUAA
Lodderomyces margitis is the source of this 549-nucleotide messenger RNA. RefSeq lists its product as uncharacterized. Gene Ontology annotation, cellular component: cytoplasm. Lineage: Eukaryota; Fungi; Ascomycota; Pichiomycetes; Serinales; Debaryomycetaceae. Gene Ontology annotation, molecular function: protein binding; zinc ion binding. Bases 1 to 549 code for a protein of 182 amino acids. The record is from RefSeq and is a predicted model, not a curated record. The transcript has a single exon.